Hyaloperonospora brassicae is the source of this 282-nucleotide messenger RNA. The record is from the annotation of a GenBank genome assembly. NCBI's taxonomy places the organism in Eukaryota, Oomycota, Peronosporomycetes, Peronosporales, Peronosporaceae.
AUGGAGGACCUAUACGGAGACUUGGACACGUCCACGAGCGCGCUCGAGAAGAGAGAAGCAGUACAACAAAAGACGCAAGUCGAGCAGGAAAACGCGCGACUACGCCGCGAGUUGGCUCAAUUGCAGGCACAAAAUCGUCAAUUAGGCGCCGCGCACAAGCAACUGGAGAUCAACAUCUCGACACUCUUUGCCACGGCGCAACUGGAACUCGGACGUAAGGACAAGGAGAUCCAACGGCUGAGAAGUCAAUUGGAAGAGCAAGGACCGGCUAUGAGACGAUGA